Durusdinium trenchii is the source of this 1545-nucleotide messenger RNA. The record is from the annotation of a GenBank genome assembly. Lineage: Eukaryota; Dinophyceae; Suessiales; Symbiodiniaceae.
AUGAGAGGAUCUGCCAGUUCCAGACCAUCUCUUGAGAGGCUGCGUUCGACUCCAAAGCUGCCCAUGCUGCUGAAUAGCAGAAACCAGGCUGAAGCACGUUUGUCCACAGCGAAAGAUCACAAAUGCAAGGACUACUUCGGCCGCUGGCACAGUGUCAAGGAUCUGCGCGAUCGUCGGAACGCUGCGAUCCUCAAGGGCAUGCGGUGGAUGCACAAGUUCUUGACUGCCGACCGACAUCUUGCCCUUAUAGAAAUCGGGGAUGAUGCCGCCUGCAUCUUCUUUGAGAUUUGGUCGUCCUCGAUUUUGCGCGGGGCGGCACGUGGCAUUGCUCAGGAUCUAUUGGAGAAGUACGAGACACACAUUCUCGAAGGGCCAAGGUGCAACUGCCACUUUUGCCAUGGCCAGAUAUGCAAGAGACUGCGUGGCCGGGAGCUCUUCAUUGAGCUGAUGUAUCUCAUCCGUUGUAAAGAUGAGAUGGGUUUAGAUGCAUCUGCAAUGUUAAAGCGAGCUGAUGAACUCUGGCAACGGGAAGGUCUUCAUGAUACUGACAAGCUCUUUGGCAUGGAGAUCAAGGGCUUUCACAAGAUUCCGGACAGCGACUGGGUGGUUAAUAUCAUGAACAUCAUGAUCAUGGAAUUCAAUCAGCUGCUCUUCCCACGGCGUUGGCCCAUCAAAUGGGGACUGAAGGAGACCUUCGAGUUUAUUCGUGGUCACCGUUUCUUUGGGCCUCCAUACGAUCGUGAAUUCCGGUUUCACGACAGCUUCUACUUUGUCACUCAUAUCGCAUUUGCCAUCACGGCAUAUUCAGCGAUCAAGAUGAACCCCAAAGACGUACCGUGGCUCUACAACUACAACCGUCGGGGGUGCCUCUAUUGGGUGAAGAUGGCUCGCUAUCGGGAGUCGACGGUCCCAGAUCUUCUGCUGGACAUCGAUGGCCUCAGUGAAGCGAUGGAUGUGCUCCGGGGCUGUGGCAUGACGGACGGCGGCGACCGGCUGCUUUGUUCUGCUACCUUGGCUUUGCUGAAGCUUCAGCAGCCAGAUGGAUCCUGGCCACAUUGGGAGCUGGACAUCCUUCACCGUGGUCCUCAUGGAGAGCCUUUGGCAGCUUCUGGAAAACCCAACUUCUAUGAGCGUGUGCAUCCGACAUGGGUGGCAGUUCAAAGUCUUCGAGAUCGAAACUUUGAUUACGAUCGAAAAGGCAAUGUCCGCUGGGGCCACUACAUGGCCAAGCUUCUCAAGCAAAGCAACCUGCGAAAGCUGGAGUCAAAAGUCAGCUAUCGGAAGUGGCCAAGCCUUCGAAAGAAGAAGUACAAGCCAGUGGAGGCGGAGCCGUUGGAGUUGGAAGAGGUUUCUCCACUGGAGCCAGAGGAGCCGGAGGAGCCAGAGGACGCAGAAACGCAGUGGAAAGCAUUGCUAAUGAUCGGGACUGCAGAUGAUGAGGUCGAGACUGAAAGCGAAGCUGCAGAGCCAGAUGGUCUCAGCACGGAUGUCGCUGCCGAUUCUGCGAAUGUUGCAGAGAGUCCUUUUGGUUUGGGUCGAAUCUAA